CAAAAAAAUUAAGAGUUAAAUACUGAAAAGAAUUUAAUUCCAUCAACAAACCAUAAAUGUGAUUUAUUCAUAUAUCUUUGAUCUUCUAACAUAUACGAACAAUAGCGAUAGUUAUAUAACGGACAAAAUGGGUUGUGCAUAUUCGAAUCAUAAUAAACGUUCGAAAAAUAAAUCGAAUGAUGUUCAAAUGAUCAAUCGUAAUGGAAUUGUCAAUGAUCCUAUACGAAACAGUCAACGUGAUGGACCUAGCAAUUCUAAUCGUCAACGUAUUUUCGAGGCAACAUAUAUUUCAAUGAAUGGACAAAGACAGCCUGGUCAAAUUGAAAUCACCGAUAAUGAAUUAGUAUUUCAUUAUGGUGAUAAUAAACGUCUUGAUUGGCCACUAAAAUAUCUUCGCGGUUACGGCUGUAACAAUGGAUGGUUCAGUUUUGAAUGUGGUCGUAAAUGUUCGACUGGACCAGGACAUCAUAUAUUUGAAUGUUCUUCUGCCGAUCAAUUGUUUGAUACAUUAGUUCAACAGAUUGGCGUAAUGUCCAAUUCUAUUAACCAGAAUCAUAAUGGCAUCAAUCAACAGCAUUUGUCACAUUCCCAAUCUCAUUCACAAAUGAGUAAUGAUUUGGUUGCAAUAUCCAACAAUGGUCCAUUAUCAUUGCAUGAAUAUCAGAAUUUAUCCUCAUUUACAAAUGACCCAUUCAGGCCUGGAUCAAAUUUAGAUCAUGUUACACCAGUUAAUAGCCAAAUGCCUACAACAAGAUCAUCCAGUAGUACAGGUGUGCAUACAUACCUCAAUUCGACUGUGAUAAAUGGACAAAUGAAAUCGCAGCCAAACUAUUAUAGUACUAAUCCAAUGUCGCACAAUAGUAGCGGAGCGUCGUCACGUUUGACUGGAUCAAAACAUUCACUAAAUGAAACCGGAUCAAAUGGUGUUGGCCAUAAUUUUCGAUGGUCAUCAUCUGGCCUCGGUAAUCAUUCAUACGAUUCACGUACAUUGCCUUCAAUGAUGCGAAAAGAAAAUUCUACAUCACAUGCUUAUGUCAAUUCCUCGGGUAUUGGAGUUUCUAAUAAUAGUAAUAAUAAUAGUGAUUCAAGUAAAAAUCGUAAUCGAAGAAGUAGUGAUUCCAAUCAUGAUCAUCUUUAUCUAAAUCAUAAUUCACAUCCAUACAAUAUUAACAUAAUAAAUGCUAAAAAAUUGGAACAAAUUCAAUCAAAAAUGGAUGAAUCAGACAAUUUGGGAACAUUUUGUUAUGUUAAUUUUGAUCAGAAUGUGAUUAAGAACCGAAAAUCAGCUAUUAAUGGAUUCAAAAGUCGUUUUAGUAAUAAUAAUUCGAGAGUAGUCACACCUGAAUCCUAUGUUCAAUUGGAUUUGAACAGUAAAAUUGAUGGUGAUAUUGAAACAAAUAAUCAACAACCGAAUAGUCUGCUUGAUACAGAUGGUGAUGAUCUAAUCAACAAUAUUAAUGGUGGUGAUGGAGAUUCACCGAUUAGUCGAAAAUAUUCAUCAUCUAGUAUGGUCGCUAUAAAUGGUCAUUGUGUACCGACAAAGUUGACAAAAAUUAAUGAUAAAUUUUCAUUCAUGUUAGUCAAUAAUAAUAAUGAUAGUCAAAAUGGAUAUGUUGGUGAUUCGAAUCGAAUUCGUCGAAAUUCAACAAACAAUAUCAAAGCAUCGAAUAAUAAUUUGGCUCAAACAACAGUAGCCUCCACAACAACCACAACUGUUCCAUACGCUCAGAUUGAUUUUGCCAAAACAUUAGCAUUACAAGCAUCGACAGCUAAUCAUCGAAAAUUAUAGUCAAAUCUUAUGUCAUCAUUAAUGUACGAACUUUGCCCGUUUUUUCGAUCAGAUUAAAUGACCGAUGGGACCGAAUUAUUUCAUUUCAAAUUCAUCGUUAUUCAAUUGUUUUUCAUU
Molecule: messenger RNA, 1906 nt
Organism: Dermatophagoides pteronyssinus (European house dust mite)
Lineage: Eukaryota; Metazoa; Arthropoda; Arachnida; Sarcoptiformes; Pyroglyphidae
Biological process (GO): cell surface receptor protein tyrosine kinase signaling pathway
Cellular component (GO): cytoplasm
Source: RefSeq, a predicted model, not a curated record